UAAGAAGAAGCUAUUCUCAAUCAGUACAGACGACCCCUCCCUCUACCUAGCUACGCUUACUCCCUCACUCUUCUCUCUCCUACUUUUCUCCGCCGUGAGAGAGAGAGAGAGAGAGAGAAAUGGGGAACUGUCAAGCGGCGGAGGCGGCAACGACGGUGAUACAACGACCAGACGGUAAAUCGGUGAGAUUUUACUGUACAGUAAACGCUAGCGAAGUGCUUAAGUCUCAUCCCGGUCACCAUGUAGCUCUCCUUCUUUCCUCCGCCGUACCUCACGGCGGUUCUCUCCGCGUCACUCGUAUCAAACUUCUACGUCCUUCCGAUAAUCUUUUGCUCGGCCAUGUCUAUAGGCUCAUCUCUUCGGAAGAGGUGAUGAAAGGAUUAAGAGCCAAGAAAUCUGAAAAGAUGAAGAAGAUCCAUGGAGAGUUUUCUGUAGCAGAAGAGGAGAUUAACCCACUAACCCUAAGAUCUGAAUCUGCUUCUGACAAAGACACUCAGAGAAGGAUACAUGAAAAGCAGAGAGGGGUGAACACAGGAGGAGCUACCAAUAAAGUUAGAGCUUGGCAGCCUUCUCUUCAAAGCAUAUCAGAAUCUACAAGCUAAACACUUCAAUUUAAUUUUUAUUUGUUUUUUCUAUCCUUUUUCUUUUACUUUUGACUUUUUUUUGUUAUCAUU
Camelina sativa (false flax) is the source of this 674-nucleotide messenger RNA. RefSeq lists its product as uncharacterized. NCBI's taxonomy places the organism in Eukaryota, Viridiplantae, Streptophyta, Magnoliopsida, Brassicales, Brassicaceae. The record is from RefSeq and is a predicted model, not a curated record.